Molecule: messenger RNA, 2939 nt
Organism: Ananas comosus (pineapple)
Lineage: Eukaryota; Viridiplantae; Streptophyta; Magnoliopsida; Poales; Bromeliaceae
Product: protein GRIP
Exons: 22
Coding region: 181-2535 (784 amino acids)
Biological process (GO): reciprocal meiotic recombination
Source: RefSeq, a predicted model, not a curated record
CUUUUUAGCGGUGUGGAAACCCUCCCCUAAUGCAAUGCAAUACAGUACUCCCCAGAGGUUUCGAAGUGGCGAAACAUAAGCGUCGGAGAACAAAUCUCUCGGUUUAUUCAUCUUCAAUCCCUUUCCAUUCUCAUACGUCGCAUUUAAUUUAUUCGAUCGGGUUUGAAGUUUGUAUAGGACAUGGCUUCCAAAGAAAACACAUCAGUUCUUGCUCAAGAAGAGAGGAGUAAUGGAACAGAAGAAGGCAUUGAAGAGGAUGCUGCAAACCCAUUAGAUAAACAAGCUAUUAAGAAGCACGAAUUAAAUGGCUCUUCUGUCAAUGUUGAUAUGGAAAAUGGCAAUCGCGACGUUCCUGCUAGUAGUGAUGACACCCACGAUCAGCUAACUCUAAUGGUUAUGGAGCUAAGUUUACAGAAUGAGUACUUGAAGUCACAAGUCAGAGAUGUCCAUGCUGAACUUCGAAGAUCGAAGCAUGUUUCGCAGACAGGUAGCGAGAAUGACCGAGGGGAAGAAGCGUCUGAAUUAGUAAACAGCUUACACGAACAGAUAAAGAUUUUGAAUAAGGAAAUUCAGGAGCAUAGGGAAACUCAAAAGGCAGCAGAGGCAGCUCUGGAGCAUCUGAGGGCUUCAUACUCGGAGGCCGAUGGGAAGGUUCAAGAGCUCUCUGCAAAGCUUACUGAAGCUCAACAGAAGAUGGAGCAGGAAAUGAAAGAACGUGAUGACAAGUAUGUUGAGUUGGAUACCAAGUUUGGGAGGCUUCACAAACGUGCAAAACAACGUAUCCAAGAGCUACAAAAGGAGAAGGAUGACUUGGAAGCCAGGUUUAAUGAAGUUAAUGCAAAGGCUGAGCAAGCUUCAUCUCAGCAAGCUUUAGUGCAGCAGGAGUUGGAACGGGCACGUCAACAAGCUAGCGAAGCAUUGCGAUCUAUGGAUGCCGAAAGGCAUCAGUUACGGUCUGCAAACAACAAACUUCGGGAAAGCAUUGAUGAGAUGCGUCGUUCCUUAGAAGCCAAGGAAAAUGCGCUUGAAGGGUUACAGCAGUCUAUUUUCGACAAAGAACAGAUGCUGGAGCAAAUUCAAGCUUCUUUGCAUUCUGCAGAAGAGAAAAGACAAACAUCUAUAACAGAGCUUUCUGCUAAGCACCAGAAGCAAUUAGAAAGCUUGGAGGCACAACUUGCUGAUGCUUUAGCAGAAAGAAGCAAAGCAGCUGAAACAAUCUCUUCUCUGCAGAUGCUUCUGGUUGAGAAAGAUUCAGAAAUUGCAGAGAUAGAGGCUGCUUCAACUGGUGAAGCUGUGCGACUUGGAGCUGCAUUGGAGGAGAUGAAAGGAGAACUUAUUCAUCUCAAGGACCAUCAUGAAAAAGAAAAGCAGAGCUGGGAGGCAACUUGUCAAACCCUGAGAAUGAAGCUGGAAGCAUCUGAGAGUGCAUGUCUUCAAUCGGAGAUAGAAAUUGCUAGAAUUAGAAGUCAGUUUGAAUUAGAAUUAUCUGCACAAAACCAGUUGUUGCAUACAAGAGAUGCUGAACUAAUGGCUGCUAAAGAUGAGAUCAGCCGUUUAGAAAGUGAAUUUUCUGCAUAUAAGGUUCGUGCACAUGCACUUCUGCAGAAGAAGGAUGCUGAGUUAUCUGCAGCGAAAAACUCAGAUUUAGUCAAAGCUCAAGAGGAGGCCCUGAAAGAAGCUGAAAGUGAAGUAGCAGCAGCUCUGGCAGCAAGAGAAAAAGCCAUCCAAGACCUUCAAGAUGCUUUGACAAGAUAUGAUAAAGAAAUUGCAGCAAGGGAUGCAGCUCUUGCUGAUGCUGAUCAAAGGAUAAAGAGCAUUUCCACGAAGCUAGAUUCCACUACUGCUGAUUAUCUGUCAGAAAAAGAAUCAUGGCAAAAGAAAUUGGAUAGUGUAGAAGAAAACUGGAAACUGAAAUAUGUUGCGUUGGAGACACAACAAGACGAUCGAAUUGGAAAUGAUGUUCAAGAGGAUUUAGAUGAACUGAAGUUACGAUUUGAAAAAUUGAAGGAGGAGCAUGAGGCAUUCCGUGAUAUUGCUGAUAGAAUGAUUGAGGAGAAGGAAAGGGAAAUAGCGAAGUUAAAGGAGGACAAUAAGAUUCUUCAUCACUCUUUGGAUUCAAGGCCAUUUGUUGACCAUGGUGGUACAGAAAACUCAGCAUCUCUGAAACAGGAUGCACAACUUUCAAGCAUUGCAGCUGCUGAGCAACAAAUUUUGCUGUUGGCAAGGCAACAAGCUCAGAGGGAGGAAGAACUUGCGCAGUCACAGCGGCAUAUCUUAGCACUUCAGGAAGAAAUUGAAGAACUCGAACGAGAAAAUCGCCUUCACAGUCAACAGGAAGCAAUGUUGAAGGCUGAGCUCCGCAAUAUGGACAGAUCGCAAAAGCGAGAAGGGAUAGAUAUGACUUACCUUAAGAAUGUUAUAUUGAAACUUCUUGAAACAGGUGAAGUGGGGGCACUACUUCCUGUUGUUGCAACAUUACUGCAAUUCAGCCCUGAAGAGCUCAAAAAGUGCCAACAAGCGCACCUCGUCAAAUGAUAUGCUUCAGCAUCAAUUUCUGUCGCCGAAUCCAAAUAUUACUUUUAUAUUUUCGAGACUGUCAGUUUACUUAUACUGCCUAAGAAACUAUUCUUACCUGCUGAUCUAUUCAGAUGCUGCUGGAGAAAUGCGGAGUUCGAGUUUAUCGGCACGUUACAGGGAAUCCAUAGACCUCUUAUAAUUCAUUAUUUAAGUAUGACCCUUGUAUGUGUGUAGCCUUUGGUGUAUAUAGGUCAAAUAUAUAUGUGAGAUCAGUAAUCCAAUGCUUAUCUGCAGGGAGAAUGAGCAGGGCUUGUUAAUGUUUAGUUGCGUGACAUUUCGACACUGAAAGAUAAUAUAUUUGGAUAUACUUGUUAUUCAAGUAUCAGUGAUAAUUGAAUAAGGAAAUCUAUUGUUUUUUUAUA